Molecule: messenger RNA, 2839 nt
Organism: Aedes aegypti (yellow fever mosquito)
Lineage: Eukaryota; Metazoa; Arthropoda; Insecta; Diptera; Culicidae
Exons: 6
Coding region: 845-2653 (602 amino acids)
Source: RefSeq, a predicted model, not a curated record
GCAAGGGCGCCCCCCCUGUUUGAGUGACUCUUCUUGAACAGACCGCCUGUGUGUGUGCGCGCGGUGGUUUUCUAAUUUAUGUUGCUGGUUUAGUGCAUUUGAAGACCAAAGUGCACAUAAGGCUUUUUUUACGCUAUUGUACCCGCGCCAAGUGUGUUUUGCCUUUCGAGAGCCACGUGAAGUGUACGGCUGCAAGGCGCUUUGAAGAGCCCACAAGCCGCGAGCGCCUGCGGCAUUGGAUGUUAUGCGCCGCGGUUGGGAAUUGUCGAGCCGAUGAUCUGAGCCCGAACUAGCAUAGUGGAAAAAAAGAGACGAAAAAUUGUGAAAUCGGCAUAAUCGAAUGUGAAAAUAUCGGUUUCUGCUUGAUUCGGCACGGGAUUUAGCUGUGCCUACUUGGAUUGCAGAGUGUACAUGCUAAAUAAAAGUUUCUGAUUCGACUGAAGAACCAUUGGAAGAAAACAGCUGUAAAAGUGAUCAUUAACAUAGUUUUCCAUUCGGCUAGCUAGGGAGAGAGAGAACGAGAGAUCGUGUGUCGAGAGCAAGUGAAACGCGGCGUUUAAAAUCAAAUUAAGAUUUUGUUUUUGGGCACUGAAGUGAAGAAAACAAUUGAAUUGCUGUGUGUGGUUGCGGUCAGGGCGGUCGUUUGCCCAGAAGAAAGCCCUCUUGAAGCAGAUCGGAAAGCUGCAACAGCAUCUAAAAGUAAUAGCCAUCAAACGACGUUUCGAGUCAUCAACAAGCAAGCUUCAUUAGAAUUAGAAGCACCGCGCCAUCUCUAUGACCGGGCGAUAGCAGCAACCGUUUCCUCCACCCUACUUCCCCGUCUUCCGUGCGGCGCCCCUGCACCAUGGACAAGCUAGAGCUCGAGAUACGGCGGGAGAUCGAUGAGCUGAACACGAGCGUUUCGCUCAUCGAUCGGCUCGACUCGACCGACACGAUGGACGACGAAAAACAGGAACAGCUGCUCUCGUCAACGCGGGCCGUAUUCGACAACGUCAACUCGAGCCACGCCAAGAACAGUCUGACGGAUUCGCAGAUUUCGAUCAUUUCGAAGCAUGACGGCUAUCCGGACUCGGGACACUUUUACGCCACGCCCCUAACGCCGACAACGGACAGCAGUGGAGAAUGCUGCGACAAACUCGGCACAACCUGCACUUCGAUGUCCGAUGGGGACAGAACACUGAUGACGGACAGCAGCGGCAUGAUGCGAGUUACCAGCGACACCAGCACAAAGGACACCAAAGCGGAAACCAGCACAAACUUCACAGAAUCCAGCAAAUCCAACAUCAAACAGAAGAAGAAGAAAGACUCCAAAGGGGACAAGAAAGCGGCCGCUGCGGCGGCGGCCAAACAGAAGAAAGCAGCGGCUGCAGCAGCUGCCGGUAACAAGCCUGCCGGCGUUGAUCAGUAUUCUCCCAAUAAUGGUGGGAACUCCUCAUUAGUCAGUUUUCUGUUCCCUCCAGGAUCGCCACACUUGAAGAAGAAGAGCCUUCCCUCGACGGUGGUCCUCGGUGUGCUACAGCUGAUAUUCAGCGUUACUUUGGCGGCGCUCGGAGGUUUGGUGCUGGCACGGAACGCCUCCCUGGCCAUGGCCGGAACGGGCCUCUGGUGUGGUGCCAUUUCCGGGAUAGCCGGCUCGCUGGGACUAAUGAACGUCAAAAUGGCCAAGACGGGCUUCCUGGCGGUGAACCUGAUCUGCGUCGCGUCCAGCACGCUCGGCCUGGCCCUGACCGGGAUCGGUGCUGUGCGCGAUGCCAAUCUGGCUCAGCAGGAUGAGUCGGUGUGGGUCGCAGUGACGGCAGGUUCGGGACUGCUGAUGGCGCUGGCGUUGCAUUUCCUCGUCAGCGUAUUCUCGGUGUACUACUCGGCGCUGAAGCUUUGCUCUAGGCCCUCGCAAAAGUCCCAACUGAUCGAGAACGUCAUCAACAGCAGCUCGCCCGGCUCGCAGGCGUUCAUGUCCCAGCAGAAGGUCGAGGACUACAUCAACUCGCUGCAGGUCGAUCCCUCCAUCAAGGAUAUGAUGUACCAGUCGAUGCUGAAACGGGGCUACGGCUCGGUCUACGGCGAGAAGCACCGUACCGACACGUUCAGCAACGGCACCGGCGCAGGUUCCCGCCCGGUGAUGUUGGUGCCCGCCUGCGCAGGCAAUGGAAUUUCACAGAUGAUGCAGAUGUACCCGUCGCCUCCGCCAAACGCUGGGGGACCUCCAAUGAUGUAUCCUCCGAACCUGAUGCCUCCGGGAGUACCACAGUACCCGCCGAUGUAUCCGGACACGGCUUUGCUAGAGGCGCACAUAGCCCGAGUCAACCGGAAGCGAUCGAUGCGUUCCAGCUCGGAGACCGAACCAACUUCGGAAGAUCAGGAAGAGCGUGGCCACCGUCACCGACAUCACCACAAUCAGGAGAAGACAUUUACGUACACCGGACUGGACAGAGAUAUUGCGGAUAGUUAUCUAGCGAAGGAGGAAGAGAAGCUGAACAGUAGCAGUAUUGUGAGUACAACUGCCGGAGGAGCUGGCGGUACGGAAACGCUCAACCGCCACUCCGGAAAGGAGGGGGCUGAGAGGGCCACAUCCCCUCCACUGACCUACCAUCAUGAUCUGAUGCUGAUCGAUCACCGACAUCACUUCGAACGCUAUCAGGAUGUGCAUAUGUAAGAGGCGAUCGCCGGGAAGAGAAACAGAUGAAGAAUUCGAGUCUUUGUUAGCGCGUAAGUCAUUCGUAGAUCGGUAAGGAAAUUCUGCUCAAGUUGAUUUUAAUGUUGCAAUUAUGGAACUACCACUUGUGUAUAAACCUAUGUACAUUUUAUUGUGUUUUAAAAAUAAAAUAUUAAGUUAUCAGUA